Messenger RNA from Dreissena polymorpha, 1271 nucleotides. RefSeq lists its product as uncharacterized. Bases 441 to 1271 code for a protein of 276 amino acids. Lineage: Eukaryota; Metazoa; Mollusca; Bivalvia; Myida; Dreissenidae. The transcript has 3 exons. The record is from RefSeq and is a predicted model, not a curated record.
GAUGGGGCUAAGCCCGAUAAAGCACUUCCAAAAUAGAAAAUUGACAAUGAUUUAGAGAAAAAGGAAGUCAAGAAAUGGUACGAGGACACCAGAGAACGCUCUUUUCAAGAGCACUGGUGUAACGAUCGACCGUCUUAAUUCAAGUGAUUGAUUAGAUAUAAUUGUAUUCACUACAAUUGAAACAAAUGUUCUGCUUUACUAUGUGUAGCAUGUAAGUGUUAAAAUGUUGUGAUUUGUUAUAAUUUGGGUUAAAAAAGUUUGGGCAUGUAAAAAAUAUGUUGGGCAUGUAAAAAUUCUUAAGUAACUGGCCCGACUGGCAUGUAACUUUUCAAAGCUAAUUUCGAAGACUGCAGCAGCAUGUCAGAAAACAUGGUUUGACGCCUAGAGUUCAUGGCAACCGUGGAAGAAAGCCAAAGCAUGCUGUUUGUUACGAUGAUGUCAUGCGCGUUGUGCACUUCAUACGUAAUUAUGCGGAUGAAAGGGGUCUACCACAACCAGCCGCCCCGAGAGGUGUAGACAACGUUCCGACUGUAUACUUAACAUCUGACACAACAAAGACCAACCUGCAUCAACAGUACCAGACAUCAUGCACGGAAGCUGGUUCCAGGGUCAUAGAAAUAACGGCCUUCAAGGAAAUAGGGCGCAUGUGCUUACCGCACAUCCGGAUCGCUGGUCCACGUGAUGACGUUUGUGCCAAGUGCGAAACACUCAGGAGGGGUGUCAUGGAUGCUGUGACGGAAGAAGAGAAAUUGACAGCUACAGACUCGUUCAGGAAUCACAUUCUUUUAGCACAAAAAGAAAGAGAUGUAUACAACGAUUGCAUCAGGAAAAGUAAGGAGGCAAAUGAAGGUCCAGACAGAUAUGUCCAUUUCACGUUCGAUUUUAGCCAGAAUGUGAGUCUACCUCACUAUUCCCGCCAGAUAGGAUGGCUAUAUUUCCUCACUCUAAGGAAGGUUCAGAUCUUUGGCGUUCGAGUGGACAGUAUUCCCCGCCAGUUGAACUUUCUGAUUGACGAGGACCAAACGAUUGGCAAGGACGGAAAGACCUCACAUGGCCCGGACGCUGUCCUUUCUAUGCUUGAUUGGGCCUUGCAGAAUUACGAGUCUGAUGCUUACACUUGUUCCGUUCAUGCAGACAAUUGCCCCGGGCAGAACAAAAACCGGUACGUUCUUGGUUAUUUCAUGUGGCGAGCGAUGACCGGCCAACAUCGCUUGAUUGAGUAUCACAUGCAAGUUCCUGGUAUGUAUACAAAUUAUAUUACGGAAAAAUAA